AUGUGGCGGACGCCUGCCCGGCCGUCCCGGGGACACCGCGGGGGGCACCCUUGCCCGCUCCGGUUCCGGGACCAGUGGCGUGGGACCUCUCCCCUGCCGCCCCCCAUGCCCCCGGGACCCCCCCCCCCCGGACCCUGGGCGUGGCCCUUUGCCCGGUCCCGUCGGGACCAGUGGGGGGAACGCCUGCCCUCAACCGCCCGGACCCUCGGCGGGGCCUUUGCCCGUACGUCCCAGGACCAGUGUCGGGGACACCCAAACCUGCCCGCCCGUCCUGGGACCCGCGGCGGCUCCUUGCCGCCGUCCCGGGAACCAAGUAGGCACACGCCUGCCCGCCCGUCCGGGAACCGCGCGUGCCGUCCUCCCCCUGUCCCUGGGGAUCAGUGGCGACGCCUUCCCGCUUCAUCCCGGCGACCUUGCGGCGGGCCCUUGCCCGGCCCUUCCCGGGGACCAGUGGCAGACCCCUGCCCGCCCGUCCCGGCCCGGGACCUGCGGCGGGCCCUUGCCCGCCCUCAUCCCGGGACCAGUGGCGGACCACUGCCCGCCUGUCCCAGGACCCGCGGCGGGGGGGGCCCUUGCCCGCCCGUCCCGGGACCAGUGGUGGACCCCUGCCCGCCCGUACCCGUCCCGGGACCCGCAGCGUGCCCUUGCCCGCCCGUCCCGGGACCAGUGGCGGAUGCCUGCCCGCCCGUCCCGUGA
Molecule: messenger RNA, 696 nt
Organism: Macrobrachium nipponense
Lineage: Eukaryota; Metazoa; Arthropoda; Malacostraca; Decapoda; Palaemonidae
Product: basic proline-rich protein-like
Exons: 1
Coding region: 1-696 (231 amino acids)
Source: RefSeq, a predicted model, not a curated record